AUGUUGGCAAAUAAUGUAAAAAAUCAUGUACAUUUCCCUAGAAAUGUGGAUGAAUGGACUAUUAUAAGAGGGAAAUUUUACCAAAUGUACAAGAUGCCUGGAAUUGGUGGAUGCAUAGAUUGUACACACAUAAAAAUACAAAAUCCUGGAGGUCCUGAUUCAGAAGUGUUCAGAAACAGAAAAGGCUAUUUUUCUUUAAAUGUUCAGGCUGUUUGURGACCAUCAAUGGAAUUUUUAGAUAUAGUUGUAAGAUGGCCAGGCAGUUACCAUGACAGCUUUAUAUUUAGUGGAAGUCAUGCAAACAAAUACUGUUCUGAAAGUACAAACCAUGUGUUAUUGCUUGGAGAUGGAGAUAAGAGCCUUGAGAAAUUUUUUUUUUUUGUUAUGUAG
Messenger RNA from Diuraphis noxia (Russian wheat aphid), 390 nucleotides. Its product is annotated as putative nuclease HARBI1. NCBI's taxonomy places the organism in Eukaryota, Metazoa, Arthropoda, Insecta, Hemiptera, Aphididae. The record is from RefSeq and is a predicted model, not a curated record.